AUGCCGUCCAUGUGUCUCACUUCAAACACGGGCGCGUUCCUGUUGGCCAGGCUGCACCCCAAGCAGCCUCCUGGGCUUGCUGAUUCCGCCCUGCCUCGUGCCCCUGCCCGGUGGCCCGAAUCUUUGCUUCACUCUGCGCCAUCUCGAUAUGGCUGGAAGGGGCUGCAUGCGGGAGGCGGCCUCCAGCAGAGGCCCCCUGCACCCCCCCCUGCACCCGGGCCUGGGAAGCAUGUGUGGCUGGCGGCCCUGGUGGAGCGGCGUGGGGUGGGGGAGGGCGUGGAAACCGGAGAGAGGGGAAGGACCCAGCCCGCUCCGCUCGAAGCGGCGCCCCGGGAUUCCUGCACUGAGGCCACCCUGGGCUGGCCCCUGGGCUCCUCUCCUCCAGCCCAGGUCCAGCCUACCCUGGGCCAUGCGGUGAAAGAGGGGCUGAAGUGGGCAGAAGGCCCUUGGAGGGUGCCCUCGGGUCACUUCACAGCAGCUGUGCCCCAGGGCCUUCUUCGGAUCCAUCACUGGGGUGUCCCCGCCCCAGAAGGGCUGGGCCCCGUCCCCCUGCAAUGUCCCGGUGGGAGCUGGCUGGGCAGCCACUGUCCUCCUCUGGAAGAACCAGGUCAUCCGGAAAGCGGGCGGAUGACGAGGAAUGGCCGGUGCAGACCCCACAACGCAUCCCUGCGCCUCGGGACUUGUUGCUCUAACUGUAGAACUGGGCGGAUAAAGACCUGA
Rangifer tarandus platyrhynchus (Svalbard reindeer) is the source of this 720-nucleotide messenger RNA. Lineage: Eukaryota; Metazoa; Chordata; Mammalia; Artiodactyla; Cervidae. The record is from the annotation of a GenBank genome assembly.